UCAUCUAAUUGUAUGAAAGUCCAUUAAGAAUAUUAAAUGUAAAGAGAAUUAAUAUUGAAAUACGAGCACAGUUUAAUACUGACGACUUGUGUAACUGUAAAAUUUAACCUUAGUUCUAUGAAAUAAAAAUGGCAGUUAAUAAUAAAUUUAGAAAAUACUUUAAGAAAUUCUUUAAUAGUCAGAAUAUGGUAGAAGCCACAGCUGUAACGUUUUGGCUUUUAAAAUUAAUGGGCUACCAAGUAUUAGGACUAAUAAGCCCAACGAAAACAACAGUGGAAUCGCGUUUUUCAUACUUCGGCUUCUGCAUGUACAUUUUUUGGUAUUCUCUGUACUUAUAUUGCUUUUAUGUUGCUUACUACGAAGACCAAACCAUUCUUCGUUUAAUAUUCAAUACUAGGCUAAAGCAAUAUGGCGAAUUGUAUGAAAAGGCUGUUGCAAUAGUAUAUGUUGUGUAUUUGAUGUGGAAAUUACCCUUCAGCUUGCAUAAUGACCCACAGUAUGCGCGGCAGAUUCUUGAAAUGGAUGCAAUAUUAGAGAAAUUAGGAGCCGGUGUGGAUUAUAAUAAGCAUGUAUUGGUAUCAAUCACCGUCGGUGUGAGUCAAUAUACUAUAUACUAUUUUCGAUUAUUAACAAUAUGGUUACUUUUGUAUAAUCUAGAUAUAUCAGUACCAUAUGAGAAACUGUACCAAGGAGUAUUUCCUGAUACGUUGUCUUUUGUGAUAACAUCUUGCUACUGUUAUUAUUUAUUGGCUCUGAGAGAGAGGCAUACUGCUGUCAAUAAGGUUCUUAAAGAUAUCAAGGAAAGAAAAUACAUAGUACAUGUAAUGGAGAAAUCAGACGAUUCUCAUGAAGAGUUAGAAGAGCUAUGUGAGAGAAUUAGACUUUGCGCCAAAGUAAAUAGCGUGAUGUAUGCAGGAUCUGAAACAAUCAACAAACAUUACGGUUUUACGUUGUUCAUAACGAUGCUAUCAAAUAUAAGUUAUAUAGUUCUUUACAUGUUUUAUUUUAUGGAAGCAACUGCUGCUGGCUUAUUUCUUGAUAUGAAAAAAUACAUCGCCUUUUUGGUGUAUGUGUUUUGGCAGAUUUCCUAUGCAGUGGUUAUUUUUAUCUUGAAUGUGUAUUUCGCUGAAAGCACAGUCCGCGAGGCUAAACGAACAUCGUUUAUUGUACACGAAAUAGUGAACUGUGAUUUUGGGCCAGCGGUUACAAAAGAGGCAAUCCAGAUGUCACAGCAGUUGUUUCAUCUAGUCCCUAAAUUCACUGCUUCUGGUCUUUACACGUUGGAUUAUACACUUUUACAAGAGGUUACCCGGUCUGUUUUAACAUUUUUGGUGAUUUUAUUACAGUUUGUCACUGAUUCAAAAAGUAAUAUCUAAGUGUUGUCAUUUAAUAUACUUUGUUAA
Molecule: messenger RNA, 1403 nt
Organism: Galleria mellonella (greater wax moth)
Lineage: Eukaryota; Metazoa; Arthropoda; Insecta; Lepidoptera; Pyralidae
Product: putative gustatory receptor 28b
Exons: 4
Coding region: 129-1376 (415 amino acids)
Biological process (GO): sensory perception of taste
Cellular component (GO): axon; membrane; dendrite
Source: RefSeq, a predicted model, not a curated record